Molecule: messenger RNA, 642 nt
Organism: Erigeron canadensis
Lineage: Eukaryota; Viridiplantae; Streptophyta; Magnoliopsida; Asterales; Asteraceae
Exons: 1
Coding region: 1-642 (213 amino acids)
Molecular function (GO): protein dimerization activity
Source: RefSeq, a predicted model, not a curated record
AUGAAAGCCCCAUACAAGUCUAGUAGAUAUCGCCCCCGUCGACACGAUAACCAGGUUUUUGUUGAGCAUUAUUAUCGAGUAGAUAUAUUUAUCACCACCACAUUGGAUAAGCAAUUGCAUGAGUUGAACAAUAGAUUCAAUGAUCAUGCAAUGGAGCUGUUAACUCUUGGUUCUUCAUUGGUGUUCAAAAAAAGUUCCAAAGUGCUCGAUAUUGAUAAGAUUUGUUAUCUAGUUAAAAAAAAAUACUACCUUAUAGAUUUUACAGAGCAAGAGAGAAUGCAUUUGGGAUAUCAAUUGGAUCUUUUCAGCAUUAAUGUGCCAAAGAACCUGUUGUCAAGUGCUGAUUCUACUUUGGCUGAAUUAUGCAGAUGUCUUGUGGAAACUGAAAAGUGCGAGGAGUUUCAUUUUGUGGAUAGAUUGAUUCGACUCAUCCUGACACAUCCGGUUUCAACUGCUACAACUGAGAGAGCAUUUUCAGCAAUGAAAAUAUGCAAGAAUCGACUUCGCAACAAAAUGUCAGAUUAUUUUCUUGCAUCCAACUUGGUGGUUUACAUCGAAAAAGAAAUCGCGGACAAGUUUAAUUCUGAAUUUAUCAGUGAUGAAUUUAAAAAACUAAAGGGCCGCAAAGCUAAAUUAUUAUAA